Oryzias latipes (Japanese medaka) is the source of this 1049-nucleotide messenger RNA. RefSeq lists its product as uncharacterized. Lineage: Eukaryota; Metazoa; Chordata; Actinopteri; Beloniformes; Adrianichthyidae. The record is from RefSeq and is a predicted model, not a curated record.
UCUGCUCCAGUGAGUUUGCCCUCCCAGCUCCACACCUGAGAAGACACGACGCCGGCUGAAGGCAAGAGCUCCAGCUCCAUUUAAAGGACAGAAAUGGGUGACUUUCCUUUUCUCGAGCUUUUUCUGGGUGUCUUCGGCUUCGGACUUGGCAUCAUGUUCUGCACCACCUUCUGCAGAUGUUGCCUUCGCUUGAGGGAACAGCAGGCGCAGAGGGAAGCACAGAUGCACAUCGAGCGCGAUGGUCACACGCGCUCCAUCUAUUUCAUUCCCUUCCCACGACGCUUAUCGCGUCCGUCCAGUGAAGACCCUCAAAGUCCUGAUCUUCUGGAUGAGGUCCACAGACCUCCACGAUACAGCACCACCGUCUUCUACGAGCUUCCGCCUUCCUAUAACGAGCUAGGACUUAAGCCAGAUGAUUCCCCCCCUCCAUACACGGAACAUGACUUUUCCACGUUACCCCCACCACCUCCUCCACCCCCACUGCCCCCUACAAACACCCCACACUCAAGAAUACAGGCCCUCCCGUAGGGCAUCCUCCACCUGUGCCAGUUACGGACAGUCCGGCACUCCCUCAUGGACAUCAGUCUGCAAACGCCUGCACUCCGCUGGUUUUCGUCUUUAUUUUGAAGCUCCUUUUUUUAUUACGGCGAGGAAAGACGAGAGCUGCUGACAUGCAAAAGGCUGUAAAAGUGCGGCAGUUUCUCACUAAACUGAAGCAGACUUUGCUCUCAGUGUUGGUUUUGUUCAAAUGUGUUGUUGCAUAUGCUUCAUUUCCUCCUCAGGGACAGUUUGUCUGUUCAGCUUUUUUUGCAUUUCGGCGUCAAAGUUUUAAAGUUUAUUUUAUAAGAACGGACACAUUUUGAGCCGUGCGAUUUACCCCAAAAAUAGAAUGUAAUUUUCCAAACGUCGUCUAUUUAUCUGCAUAAAAAAAUGGGUUGCACUUUGUUGAGUUUUCAUCUUCAGAACCCAAUUUCUUAUCUUGAGGUGUCUAAAUGCUUAUUUUAUAAAAUAACUUUGUUAUUAAACACAUUUUUAUAAUUUCCAAAAAA